Molecule: messenger RNA, 1068 nt
Organism: Phytophthora nicotianae INRA-310
Lineage: Eukaryota; Oomycota; Peronosporomycetes; Peronosporales; Peronosporaceae
Product: uroporphyrinogen-III C-methyltransferase
Exons: 1
Coding region: 49-1020 (323 amino acids)
Biological process (GO): siroheme biosynthetic process
Molecular function (GO): uroporphyrin-III C-methyltransferase activity
Source: RefSeq, a predicted model, not a curated record
CUCAAGAAGCUCAAGAAGCUCAAGUAGCUUAAGAUCACCGCCUCUGCAAUGACGACAACCAAGGGCAAGAUGCUGCUGGUGGGUGCUGGUCCGGGUGACCCGGAGCUGCUGACGGUCAAGGCCUAUCGCGCAUUGCAGCAAGCAGACCUGGUACUGGCCGACCGCCUUGUCCCCUCCGAGGUCCUGGAGAUCGCCAUGUGCGAGGUGCGCGUGGCUCGCAAGCGGUGCGGCAAGGCCGACUUCGCGCAGGCGGAACUGGACGCCUGGGGCCUCGAGGCGCUGGCGCAGGGAAAGCGUGUGGUGCGUCUCAAGAAUGGCGACCCAUUCAUGUACGGUCGUGGUGGAGAGGAGGCUGUCAUCUACUCUGAGGCCGGCUUCGAUGUGGAGGUGAUUCCGGGCAUCUCUAGCUCACUUUCAGCGCCUGCGAGUGCCGGCAUCCCCGCCACCAUGCGUGAUGUGGCCGACCAGGUGCUGGUCUGCACUGGCCACGGCAAGAAGGACCGCUUCCCGGAUCUGCCCGAGUACUGCGACCACCGCACCACAAUCUUCCUCAUGGCUAUCGGUCGCAUUGAAGGACUCACCAAGGCGCUGCAAACCGAACGCGGUUAUCCGAGCGACAUGCCCGCUGCUGUCAUUCACGCAGCCACCACGAGCGACGCAUGCACCGUCCGCAGCACGUUAGGUGAGAUCGCUGACGAAGUCCGUCGUCGAGGUAUCGACCCACCUGGAACGCUGGUGCUGGGUAACGUAGUCAAUGCACUGACCUACCUCAAAAACUACGACGCCGUGAAGGACGUCGACGUUGAGCCCGAAAGCGCACCCAAGUAUACUAUCUCGUACGCGCCGCUGUCAUGCCUCCCGGAGAUCGACCUGGGCGAACACAUCGUGCUCAAUGCGAAGACCAAGCGACCGGAAAUUCUCGGCUUUGAACUGUCCGUUGUGAAUGUUGUCAUGGUGCUGCUCACUUUGGUUUCAGUCGUGUACUCGGUGGCGUCGAGCGUUGCUAUCACUCAGGCGUAAGAUUGUAUUUAAUAUCGUAAAUCUAUACCUCACUUCAUUACCACGAAC